GCAUGUAUGACACCUGUAAUGCUGAGAAGAGUGAAGUUGCACUGUGUAGUGUGCUCUCUACUUAUGCCAGAGACUGUGCUUCAGCAGGCGUGUCCCUGAAGGGCUGGAGGCAGGGCAUCUGUGAUCCCUCUGAGGACUGUCCUGAGACUAUGGUUUAUAACUAUAGCAUGAAGUACUGUAACCAGUCUUGCCGCUCACUGGGUGAACCUGAUCCGCUGUGCAACGUUCACAUUGCUCCUAUGGAGGGCUGUGGUUGCCCCCAAGGGACAUACCUUAAUGAUGAGGAGGAAUGUGUAACUCCAGAUGACUGUCCCUGCUACUACAAGGGCAAGAUUGUUCAGCCUGGCAACUCCUUCCAAGAGGACAAACUGAUGUGCAAAUGCAUUCAAGGAAGAUUAGACUGCAUUGGAGAAACUGUCCUGGUAAAAGAUUGCCCUGCUCCUAUGUAUUACUUCAACUGCAGCUCUGCAGGUCCCGGUGCAAUUGGAUCAGAGUGUCAGAAAAGUUGUAAGACGCAGGACAUGCACUGUUAUGUCACAGAAUGUGUUUCUGGAUGCAUGUGUCCUGAUGGACUGGUACUGGAUGGCAGUGGAGGAUGUAUUCCCAAAGAUCAAUGCCCAUGUGUCCAUGGAGGACACUUUUACAAACCUGGGGAAACCAUCAAAGUGGACUGCAACACAUGCACCUGUAACAAAAGGCAGUGGAACUGCACAGACAAUCCCUGCAAGGGAACCUGCACUGUGUAUGGAAAUGGGCAUUACAUGAGCUUUGAUGGGGAGAAGUUCGAUUUCCUGGGAGACUGUGACUAUAUCCUUGCUCAGGAUUUUUGCCCCACUAACAUGGAUGCUGGCACCUUCCGGAUUGUAAUUCAGAACAAUGCCUGUGGGAAGUCACGCUCCAUCUGCUCCCUAAAGAUCACAUUGAUUUUUGAGAGCAGUGAAAUAAGGCUCUUGGAAGGAAGAAUUCAAGAGAUAGCUACUGAUCCAGGAGCUGAGAAAAAUUACAAAGUGGACCUCAGAGGAGGCUAUAUUGUGAUUGAAACAGAUCAAGGGAUGAACUUCAUGUGGGACCAAAAGACUACUGUUGUUGUUCAUGUGGCACCAUCUUUCCAGGGAAAAGUCUGUGGUCUUUGUGGCAACUUUGAUGGCCGCUCAAGGAAUGACUUCACAACCAGAGGACAGUCCAUGGAGAUGAGCAUCCAGGAGUUUGGAAACAGUUGGAAAAUAACAAGCACCUGCUCAAAUAUCAACAUGACAGACCUGUGUGCUGAUCAGCCUUUCAAGUCUGCCUUGGGGCAGAAGCACUGCAGCAUCAUUAAGAGUAACAUCUUUGAAGCCUGUCACAGUAAGGUGAACCCAAUACCAUAUUAUGAAUCUUGUGUUUCUGACUUCUGUGGCUGUGACAGUGUGGGAGACUGUGAGUGCUUUUGUACUUCAGUUGCUGCUUAUUCAAGAAGCUGUAGCAGAGCUGGUGUCUGUAUCAACUGGAGAACUCCUGCCAUUUGCCCUGUGUUCUGUGAUUAUUACAAUGCACCUGACAAACAUGAGUGGUUCUAUAAACCCUGUGGAGCCCCUUGUCUAAGGACUUGCAGGAACCCACGAGGGAAAUGUGGGAACUUGCUGUACAGUUUAGAAGGCUGUUACCCAGAGUGUAGUCCUGACAAGCCAUAUUUUGAUGAGGAGAGCAGGGAGUGUGUCUCCCUCCUCAACUGCACUUCAUGCAAUCCUGAAGAGAAACUGUGUACCGAAGACUCCAAAGUUUGCCUUUGCUGCUACAAUGGAAAGAGCUACACCCUAAAUGAAACUAUAUACAGCCAUGUGUAUGGGACCGAGUGUGGUGAAGCUGUCUGUGGCCCUAAUGGAGAGAUCAUUAAAACAUUUACCUCUUGCAGAACACCAUCUACACCAGCACAAGAGCCACAUAUCCAAUCUGUAACAUCUGCACCUUCAUCGUCAGUGGAGACCACUCCCUGUUUCUGCAAUGACAAUGGACAAUUGAUACAAAUGGGAGAAAAUGUUUCUCUGCCUGUGAAUAUAUCAGGUCGUUGUGCUUACUCUGUCUGCAAUCCAUUGUGUCAGAUUGAAUUAAUUUGGGCAGAGUGUAAAAUGGGUCAUACUGAGACCCUCAAGAUCUGUGAUCCAGAUUCUGAAGCCUGUCCAACAACACCUGCUCCCAGUGCAACAAGCCAAGUUCCUGCUCCCACAGGGACUUCUGUGAGAGAUUGUCUUGCACUCAUUCCUCCCAGAAAGUUUAAUGAAACAUGGAAUUUUGGAAACUGCCAGACUGCCACUUGCCUGGGAGAAGGAAACAAUAUAAAACUGUCCAGCAUGACUUGUCCUCCUCAGCAACUGAAACUCUGUGUCAAUGGUUUCCCAUUCACAAAACACUAUGAUGAAACUGGUUGCUGUGAAGUCUUUGAGUGUCAGUGUAUUUGCAGUGGAUGGGGAAAUGAGCAUUAUGUGACUUUUGAUGGAACAUAUUAUAAUUUCAAAGAAAACUGCACCUAUGUCCUUGUGAAGUCAAUUCAUCCUGACUCUCACAACUUCUGGAUUCACAUAGACAACUACUACUGUGGUGCCAUUGAUGGAGCAAUUUGUUCAAUGUCCCUCAUAAUCUUUUACUCCAAUUCUGUUGUUAUUCUGACACAAGCAAUGGAACAUGGAAAAGAAACGAACUUGAUUUUGUUCAAUGAUAAGAAAGUUGUUCCAGACAUUACCAAGGACGGUAUCAGGAUAACCAGUUCUGGCCUUUAUGCCAUAAUUGAAAUACCUGAAUUGGAGGUUUAUGUCUCCUACAGUUGGCUUGCAUUUUACAUAAAACUCCCUUUUGGAAAGUUUUAUAACCAUACCAUGGGACUAUGUGGUACCUGCACCAACCAGAAGUCUGAUGAUGCUAUGAAAAGGAAUGGUGAAGUUAUUGAGUCCUUCAAAGAGAUGGCAUUAGGUUGGAAAGUCCCAAAUCCUACCAACAGAUACUGUAACCCAGGUGUCUCAGAACCAACUAGAAUUGAAUAUCACCAGCAUUGUGAGCCUUCUAAUCUGUGUAAAAUAAUCUGGACCUUGACUGAGUGCCAUGGCGUGGUCCCCCCACAGCCCUACUACGAGGCGUGUGUGGCCAGUGGGUGCUCCGAAGAACACCCCAGCACCGAGUGCCAGAGCAUGCAGACAUACUCAGCCUUGUGUGGGCUCCACGGGGUCUGUGUGGACUGGAGGAGGAAGGCAAAUGGGCAGUGUGAGGCCAGUUGUCCUCAGGAUCAGGUGUACAAGCCAUGUGGGAAAGCAAAAAGAAACACUUGCUUCAGCAGAGAGGUAGUUAUGGACACCCUCCACUCCCAAAAUAACACAUCAGUGUUUGUUGAAGGAUGCUACUGUCCUGAUGGAAAAAUUCUGCUGAAUGAUCAUGAUGGCAUUUGUGUUUCUGCUUGUGGUUGCACUGCACAAGAUGGAUCAGUGAAACAGCCUAAGGAGGUUUGGGAGCAUGGCUGUCAGUACUGUACUUGUGAUGAAGCAACCUUAAAUAUCUCUUGCUUCCCCCGUCCUUGUGCUAAAUCUCCACCUAUCAACUGCACAAAAGAAGGCUUUGUACGCAAAAUAAAGACACGUCUGGAUGACCCGUGCUGCACAGAGACAGUCUGUGAAUGUGAUAUACAAACCUGUACUGUCAAGAAAACAGGAUGUGACUUAGGCUUCCAACCAGUGGUUGCUAUAUCUGAGGACGGUUGUUGUCCUAUAUUCUCCUGUAUACCAAAAGGUGUAUGUGUUUCUGAAGGAGUUGAAUUUAAGCCAGGGGCAAUGGUACCUAAAAGUUCUUGUGAGAACUGUGUGUGCACAGAUGAACAGGAUCUUGUGACACAAACCAACCGCAUCCAGUGUCUUCCAGUGAAAUGCCAAACCACCUGCCAGCAGGGUUUUCGCUAUGUGGAAAAGAAAGGUCAGUGCUGCAGCCAGUGCCAGCAAGUGGCAUGUGUGGCAAAUUUUCCAUUUGGCAAUGUGAGCAUUGAGGUUGGAAAGAGCUAUAAAGAUCCAUAUGAUAACUGUACUCAGUACACAUGCACUGAAUCAGCAGGCCAAUUUUCCUUGACUAGUACAGUAAAGGUCUGCCUACCAUUUGAAGAAGCAAACUGUGUCCCAGGGACAGUUGAUGUGACUUCAGAUGGCUGUUGUAAGACCUGUAUUGACCUGCCUCAUAAAUGCAAACGCAGUGUGAAAGAACAGUAUAUUGUCCACAACAACUGUAAGUCAGCUGCUCCGGUCCCAGUGCCCUUUUGUGAAGGGAUGUGCAGUACCUAUUCUGUGUAUUCCUUUGAGGCCAGUGAAAUGGAACACAAAUGCAUUUGCUGCCAUGAAAAAAGAAGUCACAAAGUGAAGGUGGACCUGGUUUGCUCUGGGCAUAAGACAGUCCAGUUCACAUAUGUGUAUGUAGAUGAAUGUGGAUGUGUGGAAACAAAAUGCCCAAAGAGGAUAAGAUGAGUAUAAACUAAAGGAAACAUUCCAUCUCUCAUUUAAUCCUUCCCUAGCAAGAGAGUAGUUUAGAAAACAGCUGUGACUAACCUUCAUGUGACCAUGCUUGUGCUUUUUUUCUUCCUGGUAUUAUAUACAGUUAUGGAAAUUAGCUAAGAUUUUACUCUAAAUGUUUGUAGAAUAAACUGCAUUUCAAAGAG
This is a messenger RNA of Acanthisitta chloris (rifleman), 4660 nucleotides long. Its product is annotated as mucin-5B. The transcript is spliced from 33 exons. Gene Ontology annotation, cellular component: extracellular matrix. Gene Ontology annotation, molecular function: protein binding. The record is from RefSeq and is a predicted model, not a curated record. NCBI's taxonomy places the organism in Eukaryota, Metazoa, Chordata, Aves, Passeriformes, Acanthisittidae. Bases 3 to 4469 code for a protein of 1488 amino acids.